GUGGACAUAAUUUAACAUUAUUUUUUUUAUCAUAUUGUGGCCGAGUUCGGUUUUUACAUUUUUAUGCUCUUAGAUGCUCUACACCAUUCGUUUAUUACAAAGUUGAGAGUGGGGAGUAAUUUAUCGGCGUUCGGAUAUUCUCCGACGAAGUAAACGGAGGACAUCUUUUAGCUCGGUAAAUUUUGAUCGAGGUUUCGGAGAAAUUGUGUGUUGUGGCGGGAAAUACAGACUGUUGGCACGUUUUUUUUUACAAACCACAUACACUUCCAAUUAGUCUUAUUCUCUAAUCUGUGCAGUUAGCCCUCUGUGCUUCCAGAAUGAAUGCCACAAUAACACAAAUACUUCAUUUCGGAUAUGAAAUAUUUUUUGAUGAUGAUGAUGAUGAUGAUGAUGAUGAUGAUGAUGAUGAUGAUGAUGAUGAUGAUGAUGAUGAUGAGCGUGAAUGUGAACCAGAUAAAGUAGAAAAUUUUGCUGAGGUUACGGUAAUUAAUUUUGCCGAUCAUCAAUUUAAACAACAUUUUCGAAUGAAUGCAAGCACAUUCGAAGAUUUUCUAAGAAAACUGUAUAUGGUUGUACCUUGUAAUGCAACAAUAGGACAUCCCAAACUCCUAUUGGAAAAACAGGCGAUGAUUUGCGUUUGGUAUUUAGCAAAUUUAGAGAGUUUUUGAUCUAUUGCUAGCAGAUAUGGAAUUAGCAAAUCUACCGCAUGGGAUGUACUGGCAAGGAUGGGUAAACUCAUUCUUGAGGUUAAUAGAAUUUUCAAAAUUAUAACUUGGCCAACUCGCCCCAGAGCUUUAAAAAUAAUUACUGCAUUUGAAAAUAUAAACAGAUUUCCUGGUGUGCUAGGAUGUAUAGACGGUAGUCACAUUAAAAUACUACCUCCAAAAGAAAAUCCAAAUUCCUAUGUAAAUAGAAAAAAAUUUCAUUCAGUACUACUACAAGGCGUUUGCGAUAAUGAAAAACUUUUCCUCGAAGUAUUUACUGGAUUACCAGGGUCCUGUCACGAUGCUAGACUGUUUCAUAUGUCAGAUCUUUAUGAAAGAAUUAAUAAUAAUUCCAUAGAAUUUGUAAAUAAUAGCCAUAUUAUUGGAGAUUUAGCCUACACUUUAACAACAAAUCUUAUAGUAGGCUUUAAAGACUAUGGAAAUUUAACAAAUCAACAAAGACGUUUUAACAUGAAACUUUCUCAAUUGAGAGUAAGAAUUGAACAAGCUUUUGCAUUUCUAAAAGGACGAUUUAGAAGACUCAAAUAUAUGGAAACUGUUAAAUUCGAUUUAAUUUGUUUAUUUAUAAUUGAUCCUACAUAAUCUUACUAUAUUAAAUGGUGACUUACCAGAAGAAAUAAUGAAUAUACAAGAAGAAAUUAAUGAAGGAAGGCAAAAUGGAAUUUUUGAAGUUGUGGAAAUUAACAUGGAAAUGAACAGGAGAGAAGCAAUUGAAAAAAGAAUUUUUAUAAUGAAUAAUUUACU
Molecule: messenger RNA, 1469 nt
Organism: Anoplophora glabripennis (Asian longhorned beetle)
Lineage: Eukaryota; Metazoa; Arthropoda; Insecta; Coleoptera; Cerambycidae
Product: putative nuclease HARBI1
Exons: 3
Coding region: 726-1307 (193 amino acids)
Source: RefSeq, a predicted model, not a curated record